ACAAACCAACCAACAGAGCUCCUGAAUCCUGAUCGCUCUCCACUGACCGCCGCACCUCCUCCUCUGGAGGAGACCAAAAGGCCGAGCACACCAGCACCAACCCGUCCCAGCAGCAGCAGCCAGCCAGCCACAAAGAGAGAAGAGAGAGAUUACUACUGCUAAAAGGCUCGAGAGCAAGCUAGUCAAAACGUACUUGUAGCUCGCACCGGCCACCAAUCACCAGAGGACAGCGCCCCCCCUCCCUGCAUAUAUCUUCUUCAACAGUGGGAAGGAGAGGCGCCGCCGCACACGCGCGGCAGGACGCGCGCGCGAGCACGCACUUCAAUCAAGCCCCCGGAUUAUCAUCGAGCGAGCAUCAUGUGCAACGCCGCCGGGACCGACUCCUCCUUGCCGCCGGCGCCGGCGCCGCCGCUCGGCUCCUUCAAGGCCUCCGCGCACCAGCUCCUCCACCCCGUCGACGGCGACGACGCCGGCGGCCAUGUACUGCAGCUCUCCAAGCUGGAUGGCACCCUGCAGGUGGCCGGCGAGGCGCGGGCGAUCGGCCGGUUGUCGGUGCCGAUGGCGGUGACGGGGCUCGUCAUGUACUCGCGGGCGCUCAUCUCCAUGCUCUUCCUGGGGCGGCUGGGCGAGCUCGCGCUCGCCGGCGGGUCCCUGGCGCUCGGCUUCGCCAACAUCACCGGCUACUCCGUGCUCUCGGGCCUCGCGCUCGGCAUGGAGCCCAUCUGCGGCCAGGCCUUCGGCGCGCGCCGCGGCAAGCUGCUGGCACUCGCGCUGCACCGCACCGUGCUGCUGCUCCUCGCCGUCGCGCUGCCCAUCUCCCUCCUGUGGGUCACAUCCACGGGGUACAUCCUCAGGCUGCUGGGCCAGGACGAGGGCGUCGCGGGCGCGGCGCAGACGUUCGCCGCGUACGCGUCGGCGGACCUCGCGGUGUUGGCCGUGCUGCACCCGCUGCGCGUCUACCUCCGGUCGCAGAACCUGACGCUGCCCAUCACGGCGUGCUCCCUCUUCUCCGUGGUGCUGCACGGGCCCAUCAACUACCUCCUGGUGGACCGCCUCGGCAUGGGCGUCGCCGGGGUGGCGCUCGCCGUCGCGCUCACCGACCUCAACCUCCUCCUCGCGCUCCUCUGCUUCCUCGCCAUCUCGGGCGCGCACAGGGACUCGUGGGUGGGCCCCACCUCCGACUGCCUCCGGGGCUGGCCGGCGCUGCUCCGCCUGGCGGUCCCCACCGCCACGGCGGUGUGCCUCGAGUGGUGGUGGUACGAGCUCAUGAUCGUGCUGUCGGGGCUCCUGGCCAACCCGCGCGGCACCGUGGCGUCCAUGGGCAUCCUCAUCCAGGCCACGUCGCUCGUCUACGUGUUCCCCUCCUCGCUGGGCCAGGGGGCGUCCACGCGCGUCAGCCAUCAGCUCGGCGCCGGCCGCCCCGCGGGCGCGCGACGCGCCGCCGGCGCAGCGCUCUCCAUCGGCGUCGCCGUGGGACUGGCGGCGGCCGCCUUCAUGGUCUCCGUCCGCAACCACUGGGCCCGCAUAUUCACGUCGGACGCGGACAUCCUCCGCCUGACGGCCGUGGCGCUCCCCAUCGCGGGGCUCUGCGAGCUCGGCAACUGCCCGCAGACGGCCGGCUGCGGCGUCCUCCGCGGCAGCGCCCGCCCGGCCAGCGGCGCGCGCAUCAACCUGGCCUCCUUCUACCUGGUGGGCAUGCCGGUGGGCGUGGCGCUGGCGUUCGGCGCCCGGCUCGGCUUCGCCGGGCUGUGGCUCGGCCUUCUGGCGGCGCAGGCUGCCUGCGCCGUCUGGAUGGCGCGCGCGGUGGCGGGCACCGACUGGGACGUGGAGGUGGCACGCGCCAAGGAGCUGACCAAAGCCAGCACUAGCAACAACCACAGCGAGUGCAACGCCACCACCACCCCGGCUAGUGAUAUAACCACUGUGAUCGCCACUAUCGCCACAGGCGCCACUACCAACAACAGCAAUGCCGCCGGCUGCAAGAACAACAGCAACGGCUACGUGCCGAUCAGCGAGAGCUGCUGCGGCAACGACAACGAGCUGGAGAAGCUGGAGGCAGGCCUGAUGACCAGCGACGACGACGCGCCUAGCGCCAGCGUCAGCGGCAACGACGACGCGUCAGGCGACACCGAUACCGCUGUGGUUAGCGAGAAUCACGGCAGCAGCAGCAGCGAUGGCGCUGCUGGUACGACGGCGACGGAGGGAAAGGAGCAGAGGAGGGGCGGCCCGGAGCGGGCCCCGCUCAUCAGUGUGGGGGACGGGGAGCACGGUGGCGACAGCCGGGGAGGUGGCCAGGUCUAAGCGAGCGCGCGUGAUUGGCCGAUUAAUCCAUUAAUCUUUUGCUAUUGACUUUGAUCCGUCUCCAUUUCAUUUCAUCUGUUCCUCCUUUUUCUCUUUGAAUGAACUGGGGCGAGGUUUUGUGAGAAAUUAUGCUACUACUACUAGAGAUAGAAAAGAAUUAUAUGUUUUGCCAUCCACAUAUAUAAUUUCUUUUCUAUCUACCCUCACCCCGGUACAUAUAAUGUACAUGCAUGCAUGUAAUCCUCUCCUCCAUGUAAUGAUCAAGGGAGGUGUGUCUUAUAAAA
Molecule: messenger RNA, 2585 nt
Organism: Setaria italica (foxtail millet)
Lineage: Eukaryota; Viridiplantae; Streptophyta; Magnoliopsida; Poales; Poaceae
Product: protein DETOXIFICATION 48
Exons: 2
Coding region: 358-2301 (647 amino acids)
Biological process (GO): xenobiotic detoxification by transmembrane export across the plasma membrane
Cellular component (GO): membrane
Molecular function (GO): antiporter activity; xenobiotic transmembrane transporter activity
Source: RefSeq, a predicted model, not a curated record